Messenger RNA from Oncorhynchus nerka (sockeye salmon), 1790 nucleotides. Its product is annotated as very-long-chain enoyl-CoA reductase-like. Bases 63 to 1082 code for a protein of 339 amino acids. The record is from RefSeq and is a predicted model, not a curated record. NCBI's taxonomy places the organism in Eukaryota, Metazoa, Chordata, Actinopteri, Salmoniformes, Salmonidae. The transcript has 12 exons. Gene Ontology annotation, biological process: very long-chain fatty acid biosynthetic process. Gene Ontology annotation, molecular function: oxidoreductase activity, acting on the CH-CH group of donors.
UCACACACCACAGGGCAGAUAGGGCCUGAAAACCACACACCUGGAAGGUACGCAUUAGAAGCAUGGAUUUAAAAAGCCUUUUUGUGGUAGCCCAGUUUAUAAAGGCAAGAUGUGCCCAUGGUAUGACGGCAGGAAAGGCCAAAAAGGAUAAGAAUUAUAUUUUCUAUGAGGUGGAGAUUCAGGAUUCCAAGAAGUUGAAGCUUUGCUACUUGGACAAGGUGGAACCUAAUGCCACUAUUGGAGAGAUCAAGUGUCUAUUAUAUAAGAUCUAUCCCAAAUGGUACCCAGCCAGACAGGCUUUGUCACUUCACCCAGAUGGGGAGUCCCUGAAGGAUGAUGAGGUAUUGGAGAAUCUACCGGUGGGAACCACGGUAACAAUGUUCUUCCACGACCUGGGACCGCAGCUGGGGUGGACCAUGGUGUUUCUGACGGAGUGCAUCGGACCUCUCUUCAUCUACCUUUUGUUCUUCCUCCAUCUCAUCAACGUCUACGAGCAGAAAGAUGACUAUACCUCCAAUCCCUGCUCAGUGGUCACGCUGGCGUGUGUGUGUCACUGUUUCCACUACUUCAGAAGGCUGUUGGAAACCGUCUUCAUUCAUCGCUUCUCAGACGGCACCUUGCCACUGCAAACCAUCAUGAGGAACUGCCUGUACUACUGGGGAUUUUCUGCUUGGUUAGCCUACUACAACCAUCAACCACCAUGUCUACCACUCCCAACAAAUCCUAAUCUCCAAGUCUACUCUGCGUUGGUGGUGUUUAUGCUCUGUGAAGCUGGAAACUUCUCAAUUCAUUUGGCUCUCAAUAACUUGGGCUGUAAUGGUCUGAGGCCCAAGCGGAUCCCUUACCCCACCAGGAACCCCUUCACAUGGCUCUUCUUCUUCGUGUCAUGUCCCAACUACACCUAUGAGGUGGGGACGUGGUUGAGUUUCUCCAUCAUGACACAGUGUGUUCCAGUGGCCCUGUUCACGUUGCUGGGCUUCAUCCAGAUGACUAUCUGGGCACGGGGAAAACACAAGAUGUACACCAGAGAGUUUACAGACUACCCUGAACUAAGAUCAGCUAUCAUCCCUUUGUUCCUUUGAGCCAGCCAGGGUUAACAACAAGAUCCUUAAUUAUACCCCUGUUCCUUAAUUAUACCCCUGUUCCUUAAUUAUACCCCUGUUCCUUAAUUAUACCCCUGUUCCUUAAUAAGGGUUGCAAAAAAUUCUGCUAACUUGUCACCAAAUCCCCAGUUUUUCCCAGAAAUCCCAGUUCUAAAUUCCACGUAAUCAGAUGGAAAUAAGCAAGGAAAUCUGUAAUCGUCCAACCAGGAUUUCUGGAACACCUGGGAAUUUUGGGUAAAUGACCAAAAUUGUGCGCAAACCUAUUAGCUAUACUUUUGGCCAGAGCCACAUCGGCCUCUUGCCAAAUGUAGUGUACUACAUAGGGAAUAGAAUGCUAUUUUAGACAGACCCAUUGCAUACUCUACUACAGUUAGAGAAAGCAGUGUACUGGACACUGUGGUAAUAGUGCACCUGUAGGGGAUAUGAUGUGGCUCUGGCCAAAAGGAGUGACACUAUAUGGGGGGGACAACAGAUACCCAGUCACUAAGCGAGCUGUAUAUAAAUGAACUUUGUGACAGCCUCUCGGUCAGAAUAGGGUUACAAGGCCUCACUCAGGCCUCAUCACUCAACUCUACACUAAAAGUGUACAUUUGUAGCAAGGUUAUGGGUUUACACAGAGACUGUUUUUUUUAUGAGUUAGGAUGAAUGUACUGCAAAGUGUGGAAUGAUACAAUAGAUUGGUUUGAU